CAGGGCACGCAGGCCGCUUCGCCCUACACCAAGAUGGCGGAGGGCGGGUCGGCCGAUGGCGGGUUGGGGCUGUUGUUCCGCGACCUCGCCGCUGGCUCUGGCACCGCCGGCCGCUGGUUGGUGUGUCAGGAGCCGGUGGCCGUGCUCUCAGUGGAGAGAUACCGGAGGGACCCGGGGAGCGGAGAGGGCCUGCUGGAGGGCGCAGGCCUGGGCCCCGACAUGUACGACGUGAGCCUGAGCGACGGCCGCUGCCGGCUCCGCGCCACCCUGCGGCCCUCCCUCAACUCGCUGGCCCGCCGCAACCUGCUGCACGGCGGCUGCGAACUGCGCGGGGUGCGCCUGGGCCUGGAGUACGACGAGAGGCGGGCCGGGGCGGGCGGCAGGAACUUCGUUAUCAUGGAGGCCCAGGUGGUCGCCCGUGGCAACGGCGCUCCCUCGCCCCUCUUAAAGGGGACGCGACGCACGAAGCUGCAGGUGCUGGGCGAGGGGGCCGAACAUCGGGUGGGGCCUGAGCUACCACUCAGAGCCAGGAGGCGGUGCUAUCUACCCCUGUGGGACUGCGCCGACUAUUACGGAGACGUCUGGCACCCACGGCCCGCUGACCAUCCUCUGGUCCCGACGCAACGUCUCAGAGGAUCUGGGAGCAUUUCUCUGAGCCAGCUGGAGGGAUACAUCUCACAAAAGCGAAAAGACCACCCACCAGUGGUCGUCCGUAUCCUUCGCAAGUGCAGACUUCAUCAUUUUGGACGACCUGACAGAUUUGCAGAAUGCCCAUUCCAAGCCAAAUUCCUAGCAGCCGAUAAAUCAGGCUUAGUCACACUUGUGCUGUGGAACUCCCUGUGCAUGGACUGGUACAGAUACCUGGAGCCAGGAAUGGUGAUUCAACUGCACAACUACGUUGUGAAGGAAAGUUAUGCCACACGGAUGGGGCAAGACCCUGGAGUUACAAGGGAGCCAGCCUUAGAGUUAAAUUUAAACCCAAGGAAUCCAGCGGCUGAAAUCACCGUGGUCAGUGCCGGGUCUGUGAGUGAAGAGUGGCAGUUACCACCACUGCAGUACUGCUUUGCCACCAGGAAGGAAUUGUCAGACCUUCACCCUGGAGACCAAUGUGACAUUAUUGGCCUCGUUACAUUUGUUGGUAGACAAGAACGCAUCCGAAACAAAGAGCAUGCCGACGAAUUUCUGGUUUACCGCUGGGUGCACCUGAUUGAUGGGACAGCAUGCGAACCUUUUGUGUUGAAGCUUUUCUCCACUUGCCAACCAGAGAUCCAGGCUCAAGUAUACCCGUGCAGCAUUUCAGAUAAUACUGUGACCUUUCUUGUGUGUACCAAUGUCAGGGUGGAAGGCAAAGUGAUCGAUCCCAGCGGACAGACAACAUUCCCUUACCUGCUCACCACCGAGUACAGCCAGGUGUAUGUCAACGGCUACCAUCAAGGAAAACCUUAUGUGAAGAACUCCAAAGUGAAGGAGUUUAUUCAGUGGAUACAAACUGCAAAGGAUAAGGAACGGGAGAGAUUGAGCCGCACUCGGAUUGGUGGAUGUUACAGCUAUCCUCCGCUGCCCUCCAGCGAGCGGGAUUACCGGUGUGAAAUGCUCGGUGGAUCGGCCUUGACCACCAUGUCAGAACUGAGGCAACUUCUGGAUCAGCUGGAGUACAGAGAGUACAGGAGGGUCACUGUCCAAGGGCACAUUAGCUCUGUGAAGUACAAGUCACUGACCACAGAAGAUGGAGAGGAGGUUCUCGUCUUCAAGUCCAGUGGAGCCAGUUGCAUAGGAGCGCUGGCCUCUGUUGGUGACUCAAUCGAUGGCAACCUUUCCUUCCAGGGCACCGGAAGGAGCCGCAGCCCCGUGAUCCCUGUCAUGAGAACUUCACAGAGAAAAAGAGCAGCCUUGCCACCGCAAAACAGAAAAAGAAGGAAAGGAGUAACCCACAGGAAAAGGCGAGUUCGACCGAGACCUAGUAAAAGCACAGAGUCGAGCAGCGAAGAAGAGCCUUUUGCCUGUCUGCCACACACAGGUGUGAAGAUCACAGAAGGCGGUGUGAGCCCUGACCAAGAGCUCAGUUUUGUCAGGGCUUGCCAAGAGUUCAACAUAGACUCCGAUGAAAUGGGGAUGACAUCCAGUGACGCGAUUCCCAGCUCGUCUCAGAUCAGCGGUCCAUGGACCAGCAGCCCAUGGCAACAGGAGCAUCUUGCCCACAGCGGGGACGUCUCAAAGAUGGUUGCUCGAAACUUCCGCCUUAGGGACAAGGCCUUGCUUCUGCGUACCUUUGGUCUCCAGCCAUCCAAAUUCACUGGAGUGCAGGCUGAUCCUGGGAAGAAGUUGGAACAGUGUGAGCUGGCGUGUUGCCGUGGAUACUACAUUGUGACCAUUUUAGGACUAAAUCGAGAGCUAUCUUUAGACACGAUCUUUCUCCCCACCAUUCCCAGGGUGGACCACCGAGAUAUGUGCUCUGCCAAGCACGACAACACCUUUAUCUCUGCUUUAGCUCAUGGAGGACUAUCGUCCAGAAGGGCCUCUUGCAUCGAUACAGACAGUGAAGAGAGCUCCUCACAGCCUCCCGGUGACAUUCUCAGACCUGUGGCCGGCCUGGAGAAGAUGCUUUUCAUCUUUGUUCUCGAUAUCUGCAGUCAAGGAGGCUCCAGAGUUGAAGUCGCUCUCAAUCGUGCCUACGUCCAACACCAAGCUCUCUGAAAAGUUUUUGAUUCUUUUUUCUCCCCCAUCUUAACGCCAGCAUUAUCACCCAGAAUGGAGCAGAUGCAGUUACGACUUUCUGCAGUAUUUUAAAUUAUUUUUAUGCAGCUUUCAUUCUGGGUUUCUGAAAAGAGAAAAGUAUGUUUUUGUUCCUGUGGAACUGUAUCAAAGUCAUCGUUAGAGACCUUUGUCUAGAAGAGCUCACUGGUGAGGACAUGGUGGGCCAACGGGUGUUUAGUCAUUAGUCUUCUGUGGCAAACUUCAGUCCUCCCCUGAAGAUGUGCUCAGGAAGUCAGCCAGACAGCACCUGAUAUUCCAGCUGGGUAGUCUAACAGCUCGAUGGUGAAUUCAAUGUUAAUGCCAGUUUCAGGUAACCUACUCCUCCUCUGUCCCUUUUUUCUCUCUCCCCCUGAUCUACCCACCUACACCCAUGCAACCACCCCCCCAUCACUGUUUCUUUCCCUUCCUCCAGCCACUCCUCUCAAUAGGACCCCUCCCCCCACUGUUCCCACCUCCCUUCUUUCGUUCCAUGCUCCACCUUACUUUCCUAACAAACUCCAUCAUCUGCAGCCCUUUGUUACCUCCACCUGCCAGCCUGAGUCACUAUUUCCACCCUUCCCUCACCUGGAUCCACCCAAGACUUGGCAGCUCUUGUUCCACCCCUCCCCUUCACCCAGUUUCUUGACCUGAAACAUCAACCAUUGAUUUCCCUCCACAGACGCUGCCUGACCUGCUAAGUUUCUCCAGCUGUUUGCUUUUUGCUUGGGAGUCUGUAAACCUGUUGAAGUCUGCUGUACAGAACUGCUGUACUUAACACCCUCCCCACCAGGGAAGACUCACACAGCCAUAGAGUUAUACAGCUAUACAGCAUGCUGACCAAGCUGCCUUCCUGAGCUAGUCCCAUAUCCCUUUUCCUAUCCAUAUACCUGUCCAAAUGUCUCUUAAAUGUUCUAAUUGUACCCACCUCUACCACUUCCUCUGGCAGCUCAUUGCACAUACCCACCACCCUCAGCUCCGCUUUAAAUCUUACCCUUCACCUUAAAUCUAUGCCCACUAGUUUUGGACUCCCCUGGGAAAAAGAUUGACCAUCCUCUCAUCUGUACCCCUCAUGAUUUUUAUACGGUCACCCCUCAGCCUCCUAUGCUCCAAGAAAAGCAGCCCCAGCCUAUCCAUUCUCUCCUUAUAACUCAAGCCCUUCGGUCUCAGCAACAUCUUUGUGAAUCUUUGCUGUACCUUCUCUAGCUUAAUCACAUCCUUCCUAUAGUAUACAUACACACAGACCUCCAGUGGGGAUCCUCCUUUGCUGUCAGGUGGUAGAAUGGACCACCCCGGCAUGUCCAGACAAGACAUGGGCAAGGAAAUGGAGUGUGGGGGACAACCUCUGGUGUGGAAUGGCACAGAGUAACAAGGACUACCUUCUCGUAUGUUUUGGAAGUUACAACAAUGGCUGAACCUGGAUGAAGUAAUAACAAUUAUAAGAAAAUAUCUCCAGGAGAAUGAAUAGGCAUGGGAAAAGAAGGUGGCUCUGGCUGUAAAUUCAAACCAGUUUACCAGUGAUUCUUUGGCUGUGGGCAGAUGCAUUGUCACCCAGGUCACCUGGAGCUGUCUGGGCAUUCCAUCUGGGAACAAUUAUACUUUGAUAAAACAGUCUCUAACCAGACAGCUCCAAUGGACUCAGGCCAAGAAAUCGGGAUGGGUCAGAAAUGUGAAGGAUGGAAAAUUACAAUAGUCUCCUUGCAGAAUCUCGCUGUCCUACCCCUGUGAUGCGAAGCCUCUUGAGUCCAGCCACCAACCUUACAGCAUAUGUGAAAGUGGUGCUCUUUACACAAAUGAGGUUUCCAUACACUGCUGUGCAGCUACUCCACAUGGAUGAGUCAGGUGUGUCCUUUCAGCCAACCCAUGCCAUUUCAAACCUGUGUAUUACCAACCCUCCACUUACCUGGACAGCAGUAUUUCAGUCUCAGUAUUACCAAUUUAUCAUGAUCUUCCCCCUCCCAGGUGUGUGACGAUCUGUGUUGUCAUGUCCGGCUCUCAUUCCGUGAAUGCAUCAUCAGCUUUUCUGAACGAGGAUCGUCUGGUAUCACAGAGGGAGGGGCAGUGGGGGCUGCGGCACCAGAAGAAAAGAUAACCUCAGAUAUAUUGAAGUUGUCUUUGUGGAAAAGUUUAGGAAUUUGAUGGCAAAUGUGAAAUUGAUUUUUAUUUAUUUAUUAUUUGAUUUCUAACAGAAGAAGCAAUUUGGGGAAGUAUAUUGAAAGAAAGUUUAACCUGUUUGAAUGGAAUGGUUGUGCUUUGAAACAUGUUUAGCCCUAACUCAGAAAAUUCAGAGAAGAAAACCUCCCACUGAGUAAGAACAACCAAGACCAAUCCCACUUCCCAGCUUCUAGCUGUAGAUCACUGCUCAAGUGCUUACUUGGGGACUUUCAAAAGUGUGAGGGUUUCUGCCAGACCGCACCACUCGGGUGAAAAAUAUUGUUAAUUUCCCUUUAAUCAUUCUACAAAUUAAUUCCUCAAUGUCACUGGCCUAAGUACUCCUCCUUUCUUAUCCUGCCUCAGCCUCUCAUGAUUUUAUACAUCUUGAUAAGUCUCUCCUCUGUCUCCUAAGUUUCAGAGACAACCAGACUAGUCGGUCUUUCCUCAAAUAUUAUUCUCCAUCUGUAACAACAUCUCAAAUCUCUACACCUUCUCUAUUGAUGUCACAUCUUUCAUGGUGCAGGAACUGCUGUCAGAUGUUAUUUUCUCUGUUGGUUUUAUUAUUGUCAAUUGUUGAAUUUUAAAAUAAUUUGUGAAGAGCUCAGGUUUGCAGGGAAUGUAUUAUUGGGGUGCUAUCAAACAGGUUUUCACUGAUUAGUGGCAGUCUUACAGCAUGGAAACAGGCCCUUCAGCCCAGAACCCACAUCAAGAACCCAUUUACACAAAUCCCAUUUUAUUCUCACCACAUUCACAUCAACUACUCUCAGAUUCUAUCCCCUCACCUACAGCACUAGGGGCAAUUAACAGUUGCCAACCCACAUCUCUUUGGGAUCUGGGAAGAAACUUCAGUCAUCAGAGAUCAGGAUCAAACCUGGGUCAUUGGAGUAUUAAGGAAGGACAGCUGUCACAAAUUCUCCUCCAGGUUUGGUUUCCCUGCACAUUUUGCUGUCCUGGGUCUAAUCAACCCUGGAAGUAUAGGAGCUGUUUCAAGUCCCCAGAUGUGUGUGCACCUCUCUUCCCGAAUCCCAGUGUAGAAUUUUACACACACACACAGGAUGCAGACUCCACAUUUCCAGCACUCAGAAUGCUUUUUGCCCCAUCUGCAUGACGCAUCAGGAUUGUGAUGGAAUACUUUCCCACUCGCCUGGGUGAAUGCAGCUCCAGUAAUAUUGUGUGGCUAGCCCAACUGAGUACACAAAACAAGAUAACGCCUAUUUUUGGUUAACCAUCCAGAGAAAAGCUGAGAUUAUGCUGGUCGCUGGUCUGCAUAUUAUCUUUGUUACUUUACUAUUCAUUGGGCAUGGGCACAGAGAACAAGAGACAAUGCUCAGUAUCUCCAGUCAUACAUAGGCCAGACCAUGUAAGGUCAGAAUUUGAAGGGUAUUAGGGAACCAGGUGGAUUUUUAUGGGAAAAAGUGUACUUUCUAACACCCUUUUAUUCCCCAGCUGCCAUGGUGUGACUUGAACUAGUGCCUCUGGGUUACCACUCCAGUAAUAAUCACUAUGCUGACACACCCUUGCAUUAUGUGCAGGCUGUCACUGGGUAAUGAACCAGUUCCAUUUUCCUGUAAGUUGGAAAAUACACAAAAAUCACUCAAUAUGGUAACCAUUCCUCCACAGUAUUAUAAUGCAUCAGUCUUAUGUGCUUUUGAUGGCAUAAGAAAGAAUAAGUAUUAAGGGGGGGAGGGGGCAGGAACGACUAGUUCUGUCCUUCAGAAGAACAAACACACGUACAUCAGACAUCUGAAUUUAAUAUCAUUCAUAUGUAGGGGUGUCCAUUAGUUGGGUGUCUAACCCAGGGACAACUUGUGCUUCUGAGAUGCACCACUAUGGCAAAAUGCCAAGAGUAGUUGGGUUAGAUUUGGUAGGGCCCAAUGGGCCUAUGUUAUUGCAAUCAAUGAAAUUAUUUUCCUCAGCACCAAUGUUGUCUGAUCAGUAAUCCUUUCAUCAUUGUACAUCGACUCUGCAACACAAUGAACACUGGCACACCACAGAGCUAAAAACACAAGUUUCUACAGGAACAGCUAGAAUGGAAAUCACCAUAAUCAUUUAUAUACCAUUGAACAUUCUCUUGUUGGGUUACCAACACCACAGAAAUUGGCUAUAGGGCAGAAAAUGGUGAAUAUUUUUUCUGGAUUGGAGGAAAAAUACAAUGUGUACCCCAGAGGACACUUACAUAUUCAGGUUUUCAAAUUUUAUAGGUGAGACAAAACCCUGAAAUGCAGGCAAGAAAAGUGAGGUGAUUUGAUAAAAUGAAGAUACAUGAACUAAAUGGUACAAUUUUAAAAGUGUUGCAGGAAAGGAUCGGGGUCUACAUACACAAGUCUGAAAAUAUCAGCAGGCUGAAAAAACAUGGGUGGGAUGCUGAGUCUGUAAAGGCACGGUAAUAUUUUAUUUCUGUGGCAUAUUUAACUAGCAAAACAUCCCAAGCCAUUUCCCAGCAGCCAACAGACUUAUCACAUAGUCAAUGACAGGUUUUAAGCAUGGCGGGAAGAGGAAAGAAGAGGUUUAGAAAGGGAAUUUUAAGCUCGGGCAUGGCCACCAUGCUGAAGCAGGUAAAGGAAAAUCAAGAGGCCCCAAUUGGAAAAGUGCAGACAUCUCAUGGGAGAUGACAAGAGGGCAGUUUUAAAGAAAAUGGGUAAAAACUUAUAAAUUAGAUGCUCCUUAACCAGACACCAAUGGAAAUUUGCCCAUGGAGCAGUGCAGUGGCACAGCACUAAGUGCUGCUUCAGGAACACAGGUUCAAUCCAAACAUCAGGUGCUGCCUGUGUGAGUUUGCAGAUUCUCCCUGUGACUUUUACUGAGGGUACUCUGGUUUCCUCCCACACCCCAAAGAUGUGCUGGUACAUUGAGUGGCAAAGAGUCAAAGGGGAGUUGAUGGGCAUGUGAGAGAAUAAGUUGCAAGGUACAUGGAUAUGGGACUGCUCACUUGGGAGCUAGUAUGGACAGAAAUAACCACCUGUAAUAAAGGUAAUGAAUGAACACACCUUGCUGCUUGUCAUGACACUGACCACAACUUUGAGGGAAGCAGCCAGAAAUGUAAAUGUCAAAUCUACAUUUAACAAUGGCAAAGUGGUGGGGGAAUUCAGCCCCAGGUGAGUGGAGGCCUAUGCUAUGGAGGUAGAAGCAAUGAUUCAGAAAAGCCCACGUUCACAGCAGGCUCAAAUUUAUAGUAGGUGCUUAGUCUGGUCUGAUUUAAGAUGCCAGGGACAGGGAUGCAGUCUAAACUGGGGAGUGGAGAGCGUGACAGGGACCAAAGAUGUGGGUCUUUCCAGCACUGAAGGAAGUUUCUGCUCAUACAGUUUGUAUAUUGGGAAAGCAGUGUGACAAUUUAGAUUCUGAGGAUGGGUGCAGACUGGAAGAGCUGGAUGUUAUCAGCAUUUGUGCAAAGAAUGCUGUUUUUUGGUGAUCUUACAGGGGAGACAUGUAAUUGAGAAACAUCAGGACCUAGAGCAGAUUCUCUUAAACUUUUGAGGCAGAAGUUAGACUUCAGAAUAUGCAUCAUGGAUAAUUCUGAGUACUACAACAGGAGAUGUAGCACCAAGGAUGAUUCCGCAAUCAGUAAUGCAGAGAAAUGAAUGUCGUUUUCUUGAAGUAGAGAAGCUUAAGCAAUAGAGUCACUCAACAUCAUUAAGGGCUUUGAGGGUAAAUAAGGAGAAGCAGUUUAGUGGCAGAAAGGCCUGAGGGAAAGUUUAUGGCAGUGACCUAUAACACACGGCCCGUGAGCCAAUGUUAGUGGGACGGUUCAGUGAGCCACCUGCACUCCCUGUUCCCCUGCCCACAUUUACCUACAACACUAACUUGUUCUCCAAAGCUGACACAAUUGGUGAGGCCCUGUUUUGUGAAGGGCUUUCCUGCCGAAAAUAGCAAUCUCUACCCUUAGAAAUGCCUUGACUGCCAGUUACUCCACCCCAGACAUAUUGCUGUCAAGACUUGAAUGUCAGAUGGAAAUGUUAAAAGUAUCCAAAAACUAUUAAAAAUUAACCAUACACAACAUUAGCAUUUAAAAAUAAAUAUUACAUUAAAAAUGACUCAAUUAAAAAAAUAUAAAUCACCUGAAAUUCGCCUCUUCCUCAGAACCAUUGUUCUCCACUGUAACUGAUGCAGGUUCACUGGGCAGACGCCCCAGCAUAACUGCAGGAAGUUGGUGUUCCAUCAAUGGAUUCCAGCAUCAGAGUAAAUUCUGAAUAACAUCUGUCAUAAAGUUAAGGAUUUCUGCACUUACUCAAAUGACCCCCAAAAUUGAUUAAGAUUGUCAAUCCAUAAGAGGCACCAUUUCCUUCAGAGGAUCUUCUGAGAUGACGAACUGGGUGGGGGGGGGGGGGGGGGGGGGGAGAGAUUACACUGCAUGUCUCUCAGUGGUUGUGUGGCUGACUGGAUGGCAGGUUCCACUCAUUCAAUGCAAUCAAGAUUUCUUGGUUAUAUUUUCCUGAGGGCAAGCCUGCAUUCAAACUUUCUGCAUCUACGUUGAUAUUGAGCACUGUCUCAUCCAUGUCUGAAUAAGUGCCAGAGUGCCUAAAAGUAACCAAUGCUGCCUGGUGUGAAUGCUGUAACAGGUCACAAAGAAUAUGAAGGGCAGUAAACCAACCCAAAAAGAAAACCAGUCGUCAUUCUUAUUAUAGAGUUUGCUUUUAUUUUUCAUAUUGCAUUUGGACAUCAAAAACCCACAACAUAAUGUAUAUUUUUCACAUGAAAAGGAUCUUACACAGCAAC
This is a messenger RNA of Pristis pectinata (smalltooth sawfish), 9597 nucleotides long. Its product is annotated as RPA-related protein RADX-like. Gene Ontology annotation, molecular function: single-stranded DNA binding. Lineage: Eukaryota; Metazoa; Chordata; Chondrichthyes; Rhinopristiformes; Pristidae. The record is from RefSeq and is a predicted model, not a curated record. Bases 34 to 2694 code for a protein of 886 amino acids. Gene Ontology annotation, biological process: regulation of DNA repair. Gene Ontology annotation, cellular component: replication fork. The transcript is spliced from 15 exons.